This is a messenger RNA of Thunnus maccoyii (southern bluefin tuna), 2985 nucleotides long. RefSeq lists its product as uncharacterized. Gene Ontology annotation, biological process: regulation of transcription by RNA polymerase II. Gene Ontology annotation, cellular component: nucleus. The transcript is spliced from 2 exons. Gene Ontology annotation, molecular function: DNA-binding transcription factor activity, RNA polymerase II-specific; RNA polymerase II transcription regulatory region sequence-specific DNA binding. Lineage: Eukaryota; Metazoa; Chordata; Actinopteri; Scombriformes; Scombridae. The coding region runs from base 189 to 1772 and encodes 527 amino acids. The record is from RefSeq and is a predicted model, not a curated record.
UGAUGUUGACAGCUUAGUCACCUAACCCACGCAAACUUCACUCUCACUCAUGCAGCCAUGCCAGUGUUGUAUGUGGUAGCGAAAGCAUAUGUUUACGCGACACACCGUUUGAAGUCGAUCAGCUGGCAGUAAACCUGCCGUGUCUCUGUCGUCUGAGUGUGAAGCAGGAGAGAAGCUGGGGAAGGAGGAUGGAUGGAGUCAGCUGGAGCACCACCAGGGCCCAGGAGUCGUUCAGCCGCUCCAGGACGGCUGCAGACACUCUCUCCAGGCUCGCCAGCUUCAUAGCACGGGCUGACACCAAACAGCACACACGAAGCCAGAGACAGCAACCAUCCCACCUGCCCACAUAUGUUUGUCAAGAAUGUGGUAAGGGUUUCCCAUAUGCGACAGAACUGUUGCACCACCAGGAACUAAAACAUGCAUUACCCAAGCCUCACCGGUGUUCCUCUUGUGGACAGGAGUUCUCCCUGAGGUCGUCCUUACAGCUACACAAGUGUGAUCAUGGUUCCUCCCUGUGCGAGCUUUGUCAUGGAGAACCACAGCUUGGUUCUCCGUGCCCUGCAUGUACAAUUCACAACUUGAAUCCUGACAGGCCACAGGACAAGUCACCUCACCUCCUAGACAGGAGCCCUUACACAUGUGCACCAUGUGGGAGAGGUUUCAGCCAGAAGCAGGCCUUGCUGCACCAUCAGCAAGCUGGUUGUAGUGAACCACCAUCGCGAUCAGAUACAGUUGAUGCCAGUAGCCCUCCAGAUGAUUCUCCGCCAGUUUCUGAAGGAGACUCAGCCCGCUCUGAUUCUUCAGACAUCCCAGGGCCCAGCUGCAGAGCUGGUAACGUGUGCCAAUUCUGUUUGAGAACCUUCCGCACAGAAGCUGGGCUGCAGCGGCAUAAGCAGACGAACCAUGCAGAGGAGCAGCUGAGGGCACCACAGAGACAAAAGACCAAAGAAGAAGGUAGUUGUGGAGAGGCAAAGAAAGGAGGGAAUACUAAGGUCAAUGGAGAUCCAAAUAAAAGGCCAAAAUCCAAAAAGAAGCUUUUGAGCUGUCGCUCUUGCGACAUGGUUUUCAGGAGCACAUCAAAGCUGUACGUACACAGAAAAGAGAAGCACCGCAGAGAGAAAAUUAUUAGGAGAGAAUCACGGCCGGUCAUCAGCAAAGGCAGGAGAGGAGACACGUAUCCAUGCCAAGUCUGUGGCAAAUUAUUCUUCCAUCAUUUGUCACUUAGGGCACACUACAGACAGCACACAGCCUCAAGUUUCACCACAAUCAAAAACAAAAGUCAGUCUGUUAGAAGUAUCACCAAAGACUCCAAGUUAUUAGAAAAUAGACUAAAUAAAGCAAAAACCAGCCUGGAAGAUAACAAGACUGUUAGGGCUGGUCCAGGGAGGCCCAGGAAAGUUGUCAGAGUAGAGAGCAAGGUCAGUGAUCCAGGGAAAUGCAGAGAAGUGCCUAAAAUGGAGGAAGAGGAGGUGGAAAAGGAGUUCCCAUGCCCCUCCUGUGUGGAGGUUUUCUCUCUGCAGUCACAGCUGAGGGAGCACGUAGAGCUCCACCAGUCAUCUGUGAAGAGGAGACAGUGCAGUGUGUGCACAAACGAGAUGGACACCUUCAAAUGGCCAGGCUCAAAGAGGCAGAGGCUGUACCACUGUGUGCCCUGCCAGCAGGGGUUCUCAGCUCUUGACUCUUUCCUAGAACACUGUCAGGAGCACCUGCGAGUCCGAGUGGAGGAGGACAGCAUCACAGAGGUCUACGCAGCUCAGGCCAGCAAAGCCUGAGAUGCAGUUUGAAUGUCAUAAGCGAUUGCCCUUUUUCCUUGAAGGGUUAGAGGGCAGAAAUUCUUGUUCAUUCCCCAGUUCAUUGCUUGAGCAUAUUCAUACCAACAAAACAGGUGUUGACAAGAUAAUGGUGUGUUUAAGGACUAUACUGGGGUUUUUGCAUUUACUAUAAGUCACACAUGUUUGACUGUCAACCAUUUUCCAAAGCAUACCAUAGCUCCAUUUAGAUUUUCAAAUGUUUUAUACAAUCUAGGCAGCUAUUUGUUUCUGUCUCAGCACAGUCACAGUGUGUGAGAUCUAUCACAGUGGACAUUUACUCACUCAACUACAACUACUUUUAUUUCUUGCGGAGGAUAUCACUGCAUGUUGAUGCAUAUGAAAACUCUGAAUAUUUUUCAAAGGUUAUCCACUUUGUGUGUGUGUUCAUGUCCUUAUGGGAAGCUCCACCAUUUCAGAUUCGAGUCAUUGACAAAGCAGGAUUGCAUUCACAAGCUAUGUUGUAAAAUCAAACAAGCCAAGAAACAAAUGUUGGCAUUGCAAAAAUAAUGUGUGUGUGUGGUAGCUUGUUAAGAAAAGAAAAGGUUGUGUACACCAAUAAGGAACACUUUUCAAAUUACUAAUCUGUUUUAACUUUAUUACUAUAUUAAGAUAACACAACUUUGACAAACAUAAAGCUGAAACGUUCACUGUGUGGGAUUACCUAUUUGGCCAGUCUGCAAGUAGAUUUUCAUACCUUAAUGAAAUACAUUGAAACCUUUGGCAGCCGGAAAAGUUGAAAAAGAAAAAAAAAAAAAAACAUGCAAAAACACCAGUAUGCCUCUUUAUUAGAAUUUGGCAUGUCCAUUCUAUUUUCUAUCACUGACUAGCCAAUAUUUCAUACAGUUGAGCUUUGUUCUGCACAACCAUGGUAUGUUCUAGCCAAAGCACUGGUAGAUAUCUUGUUUGCUAGAAUUUAUUUUUACACCACUUUAGCUAAGUCAAGGAAGGUAUGUCUGUUUCAUACAAUUUUGGCAAUAAUUAGUCAUAGAUAGGGUGUGUCACUUGCUGGAUUGUCACUAUUAUGUGUUGGCCUUUGGUAUUUGCAUCUGCACUGAAUUUGCUAAGAUCACCAGAUGGAAAUUUGGUUCAUUUGGUCGCAAAGUAGGGCUGCAACUAACAAUUAUUUUCAUUAUCAAUUAAUCUGUCGAUUAUUUUCUGGAUUAACUGAUUAAUC